UCGAAGAGAAACCCUGGAUCUCGUCGAAACCCCAGCUAUUUGAGGUUGUCCACCAUUGCUUGAAAAAAAGUAGCAGCUGAGGAUGAAGAGUCGGAGUGGGAAGAACGAGGGAACUAGCAAAUCCUUCAACAAGUCUGAAUCAAUCAAUAGACCCAAAUCAAAGACGAUGAAGAAGAGGAAGAAUAAUAAUCUGCCGAGGGUGGGUGCGGGUGGCCUUUCACUCAACGCCUUUGCAAGCAAAUCCAAGGACAAUCACUAUAACCCAGCUCUCAUAAAAAAGCAAAGGGAGUUCUAUAAGAAUGCUAAGAAGGUGAAAAAGUUUAAGAAGUUGUUAAACCAGCAAAAUGAGCAGCAUGACGUCACCUUAACCCAGAGGCUGAUUGAGAAUGAGAUUGGAGUGGAAGGCAGGGACAAGAGCAAUAACAGGAGCAGAAAAGAUGCUUCCCUUAGUCUGGAAGAAUUGUAUGAGAAGAAACACGAAGAGAAAGAGAAAGAAAGGCUGGAAAGGGAGGCAGCUAUCAGGGCAAAGAAGGAAGAAAUAGAAAAGGCUGAAUCUCGGAGAAAGGCUAUGCGGGACAAAAUGUUCAAGAAAACACGAAAAGGGCAGCCUGUUAUGAAAUAUAGAAUAGAACAUCUUUUGGAUACAAUUCAAGGUUCAACUAAAAAUUAAAUCUGGAAAAAAAAAAUCCCAAUGUGUUGGUGGAAAAAAGAGAGAAAAUUGGGGAGAAAGUCUUUAGUGUUUCUGAAUUCUGCCACCAGUAUUUUGCUCUUACAUUUGUAGAAUAGAACAUCUUCAGGUGCUGGUAGAACAUGAGAGAAUGAGUUAUAAUAUAUAGAUUUUGUAGUGUUCUGUGCCAUCCUUUCCAA
Prosopis cineraria is the source of this 867-nucleotide messenger RNA. RefSeq lists its product as uncharacterized. Gene Ontology annotation, cellular component: nucleus. The record is from RefSeq and is a predicted model, not a curated record. Lineage: Eukaryota; Viridiplantae; Streptophyta; Magnoliopsida; Fabales; Fabaceae.